AUGCAAAAGCGGAUAAACGGCCUGCUCAAAGUGUUCUGCUGCGGGUCGAUGCGAGAGGCGAAAAAGGGAAGCUCGAGUGAGCAACCGCUUGUGUUGAGCACGUCUGUCUCUGGCAGUCAAGAUACCGUCUUUGAAACGAGCGAAAAUAAGACGAACCUCUCUGACAAAGAUAAAAACAGCGCCUGGCUAUCACAGAAAAAGUGGCACGAAGUGCAGCGAGGAUUAAGACAAACGCCAUCCAUUUCUCAUCAAGAUUUGACGACGAAUGGAGAUGAUUACGUGGCGGUAGACAGGGUAGAGGAGAACCAACGGGCACCUUCUUGUCCAGAAAGAUAUGCAAACUCGCCCCCUGUUCCGGACCGCUCGCUCAAGCCGAAAAUAAACUCUUCGACGCACACACCAAACUCGCCUAUCUCUCCACCCGGCACAACUGGCAGUCAGUGCAGCCCCAAUGGAAACGAUAAAUUCUUCCCAGACUACCCACUGAUUAUCAAUAAACCUUUUAGUGUCAAUAACACUUCCGAUCAGCCUACAACUUGCGCGUAUGUGAAAGUAAACGGUGAAGCCACGAGCGACUUACACCGAUCUCAAAAACAGUCACGCGGCUCAAAUUGA
Messenger RNA from Oikopleura dioica, 615 nucleotides. The record is from the annotation of a GenBank genome assembly. NCBI's taxonomy places the organism in Eukaryota, Metazoa, Chordata, Appendicularia, Copelata, Oikopleuridae.